UUAAGGUUCAUAACAGGAUCAUUAGUGCUUGUUGUUUGAUUCAUAAUUUCAUUCGUAGAGAGAUGGAAGUGGAUCCCUUAGACAUUGAUGUAGAAGAACAAAUGGAGUAUCAACACGAGAAUAUUGAUGUUGUUGAAUCGUCGGAGGAGUGGACCACUUGGAGGGAUGAGUUGGCCCAAUCAAUGUGCAAUGCAAGAUUUUAAAAUUGACAUAUUGCUUUUGAAAUAUGUUGCUACUUGUUAGCUAUAGAACCUUUUUGGACUUUAUUUGCUCUUUAGAACUGGCCUAAUAUAAAUUGUUGAACUGCCAAAAAGUUCUGUUUUUUGUGACCUUAAUUGCACGCCCUUAUGUACUCUUGACGUCUCUUUUGUUGUAUAUAUGCUUUAGUUUAUAGUAAAUCUUAUGAUAUUUGGUUCUUCCUGAUUUUUUUAAAUAAUUUACCGCAUAAGUUCUUACAGGCAUAAUGAAUAGUCAAAUAUCAUCAAAUAAGAGAUCAAAAAAAUCAAGCAACACAACACCUUCAACACGAAGGACAUGGAUUCCAGAAGAAGAACAAACUCUUUUAAAAGGACUUAAAGAGUUGUGUGCUAAUGGUUGGAGAGGUGAUAAUGGUACCUUUCGACCAGGACACUUGAUGGAGUUAGAACGUUAUAUACACAAACAUCAUCCUAGAAGUGGAUUGAAAGGUGAACCACACAUCAAAAAUAAAAUCAGAUACUGGAAAAGAUGCUAUGGAAGUAUAACUUUAUUGAAGACUCGAAGUGGAUUGGGAUUUCAAUAUAGUGAUGGAACUAUAAUAGUUGACGAUUCAAAACAUUGGAUUGACUUUAUAAAGAUUGAUCCACAAGCCAGGAAAAUGAAUGCUAAGAAAUGGCCAAUGUUUGAGGAUUGGGAAGAAAUCUUUGGCAAGGAUAGAGCAACAGGAGAGUUCGCUGAAGAGCCCCUAGAUGCUACUGAAGAAAUUCAAAAGAGUCAAGCUCCACAACAUUCUAAUGACAUGAGUUUGGGAUUUCCUAUCGAUGUUGAUCUUGAUGAUGAUGAAGAAGAAGAACAAAAUGUGUACCAUAGCUCUAAAGUUGGUACUGAAGAAGCUGAAAAUGUCACUGGACAAGGUGGAUUUGCUACAGCUGAAGAUUUCACGGAACCUAGUUCAUUUACUAGAGCUGAAAAUGUCACUGGACCUAGCGUAUUUAAUGAAGGAGAAAAUGUUGCUGGUUCUGAAAAUGAACAUGUUGGAUCCCGAAAAAGUCAUAAACAAGGUGAGUAUUCAAAAAGAUCAUCUUCUAAUGUUAACGAGAAAGAGAAAAGCAAGAAAAGGAAAAAAAUAGUAGAGGAUGAUAGUGAGACAUUUCUUAAGGGUAUGAUGGAAGUUAUGAAAAACUUUACUGAAAGUCAAGAUUCUUUGAUUGAAAAGAUGGGGGAUCGUGAUCGAUCUGAUGUUCGUGGUCAAGUUUAUUCUAUUCUUUAAUCCCCUGUAUUUGAGUUGUGCACCACAGGGAAACGUAUAAAAGCUGCAAUGAUUCUCUGUAAUGAUGACAAAAAGAUGGAAUUAUUUUUACGUAUGGGUGAACAUGAUCGUCAGACAAUGAUGUGGAUGGUUGUCCAUGAUAAACUUUGAAGUAUUGUGAACUUG
Messenger RNA from Solanum pennellii, 1633 nucleotides. RefSeq lists its product as uncharacterized. The transcript has 2 exons. NCBI's taxonomy places the organism in Eukaryota, Viridiplantae, Streptophyta, Magnoliopsida, Solanales, Solanaceae. The record is from RefSeq and is a predicted model, not a curated record. Bases 464 to 1468 code for a protein of 334 amino acids.